AGAGGGCGCAUUUUGUUAGCUGUCAUGUCACCGCUGUCAUGCCAUAACCUCACUUUACCGGUGUUUUUCGUUUUUCUCUGCAAGUUUUUCAAGUCCAUGUAUAAAUUGUGUUUUUCCUGUGAAAUCAUUGUUCGGUGUAUUCCCCAAAGAUGCCCAGUGAAGGGAACUCAUCAUAUCUCCCACUCCCCGAGAUCAGUGAUGCAAAUUUAUCGCACUCUUUCAAAAGUCAAAAGCCCAGCUCAAAGAAGAAAUGCCCAGUUUUGUGCAGAAAAGGAAUCUACCACGUAAAUCGCAGCAAUUUAUCCAACACCGCUUCGGCAAUCUCCUUCAGGGAUUCCCUGGACAAUGUUCAACUUGCAUCUAUUUACCAGCCCGACAAGAAAGAGUCUUACUUCGAUCAAUGUUUCGAGAACAUCUCUAAGAUCGGCGAAGGUUCCUUUGGGGAAGUAUUCAAGGUACGAUCACGGGAAGAUGGUCUGCUAUAUGCUGUGAAGAAGUCUAAACAAUUCUUCCGGAGCGAAAGCUACCGCGAAGAACGUUUGAUGGAAGUAAAGAGGCAUGAGGAAUUUUCCGGACAUGAGCACUGCGUCACCCUGUACAUGGCGUGGGAGGAAAAAGAUCGGCUGUACAUCCAGAUGGAAUUGUGCCAAAGCAGUUUGGAAACAUACGUGAUCCAGCAGAAGCAGAUUCCAGAGUCUCAGACAUGGUCAUUCCUUCUGGAUCUUCUACUGGCACUCAAGGCUCUGCAUGACAGAAAUCUCAUUCAUCUGGACAUCAAAUUGGACAAUAUUCUAAUCACAGAGGACGGAGUAUGCAAACUAGGCGAUUUUGGCCUGGUAUUCGACCUCAGUCGUAAAAACAAAGAGGCCGCUAUGGAGGGUGAUUCGAGGUACAUUGCACCGGAAUUGCUUCAGGGUACCUUCUCAAAGGCUGCCGAUAUUUUUAGUUUAGGCAUAACAAUUUUGGAAUUGGCCUGUAAUCUCGAAUUGCCAUCAAAUGGUGUCCUGUGGCAUCAGCUGAGAAUGGGAAUCCUUCCAGAAGAAUCAAAACACAUGCUUUCGGAUGAACUGAAUGAUGUUAUCAUGUGGAUGAUGAAUCCUGAUUGGCAACAGAGACCUUCUGUGGAGGCUCUCUUGCGUUAUCCGCGAAUAGCAAAUUUGCUGACAAAGCGAAAACGAUGGUGGUCAUCAACGAAACUUAGAAAGCUUAGAAGAAAAGCGGUAGUGCAGUUUUCCAAUAAGUGGUACAGAUUAAAGAAAAUGCUGUUAAUCUUAAUGACGCGAAUGAGUUUUGCCGUAUUAAGUUGCAUCAGGCGGAGGCAUAAGAAUGAGUAUGAGGAGCACAAUUCUAUGUCACCAUUAGAGUUGAGUGAUGAUGAUCAUCAGACGAGUACUCCAAAUUUGGGCGAUAGCAGCAUAAAUAUGUCCGAUGUGGUGAAUUCGACGCCGAUUUUGAGCCAUGAGAAGAGUAAAAGGCGACAAACGAGAUUAGUAAAUGCAGGUAGUCCUCAAAUUAAUUCCAGUUUUGAAGAGUUUGAAGAUCAUUUAUCACGGAGUCCACUGAAUUAUACGCCAAGAUCAACGCACGAUUAUUCCUCUUUAACAUGCAAAAAGUUAUUUAUGCACACAGAUGAUUCCGACUCGGAUGGUUCCGAUAAACAUUUUUAAAUGUUAUAUAUUGUAAUAUAAUUUUUUUUUUUAUUCCAUGGUGUUGUUGCUGAUGCACUCGAAAUCAAGACUAACGUUUAUCUAUAUAUUCAGCUUAUAAUUAUACAACAUGUUUAUUGAAAUAUGAGAUAUUUCACCAAGAAAAUAAGGAUAUUCCUCCCAGUCCAAGGAUAGUAAUCCGUCUCUUUUUAUUAUCUAUCAGUAAUAAGUACUAAAAAGCAGGGGCCCAGUGUUGCUGUGAAAACAAAGGCCAUUUACAUGAUUAUUGUUAUAAAAAAAAAGAAUGAAAAAUAAAAAAAACGAUCACUGGGAAAAAUUUACUACAAUCUCAUUUUUGUCUAUUCUUAUACUAACAUAAAUUAAUUUUAAUGUGAUACGAGCUAAAAUAAAACGAUUACUGAAUGAUUUUCUAAAA
Phlebotomus papatasi is the source of this 2082-nucleotide messenger RNA. RefSeq names its product membrane-associated tyrosine- and threonine-specific cdc2-inhibitory kinase. The record is from RefSeq and is a predicted model, not a curated record. The coding region runs from base 150 to 1667 and encodes 505 amino acids. Gene Ontology annotation, biological process: protein phosphorylation. The transcript has 5 exons. Lineage: Eukaryota; Metazoa; Arthropoda; Insecta; Diptera; Psychodidae. Gene Ontology annotation, molecular function: ATP binding; protein kinase activity.